Messenger RNA from Drosophila persimilis, 1124 nucleotides. RefSeq lists its product as uncharacterized. The transcript is spliced from 3 exons. The record is from RefSeq and is a predicted model, not a curated record. Bases 1 to 939 code for a protein of 312 amino acids. Lineage: Eukaryota; Metazoa; Arthropoda; Insecta; Diptera; Drosophilidae.
AUGAAAUUGCGCAGCCAAUCCUACCGCGAAAUGGUUAAAAUACUCAAAGACGCUGGUGUCUAUGUGGAAGGAAUGCAAACUUCAGAGCUUAAGCAGCUUUUGCAGACCGUAGAAAUGUCCACCAUGCAGCGAAUCGAGGCAAACCAGGAAAACCAGAAUUUCGAAACUGCCCGCAAUGAAGGCGAGCUGGAGGUUAAUUCAUCGCACCCCGUGGAGGUCCACCAAUCGACUACCGACAUGCUGCCGUCUGUGCUGACGCCUCGUUUCUCGCUUGCGCCCAUGGCUGGUGAUGUGGGUGUGGAUGUCUCUCAGCCUGGUUGCGAUCGUCCUUCCAGUGAGCCCCUUCUUCUGUCGCCUCGUUUUUCGCUUUCGCCCAUCGCUAGUGAUGUGGGUGUGGAUGUCUCACAGCCUGAUUGCGAUAGUUCUUCCAGUGAGCCCCUUCUGCUGACGCCUCGUUUCUCGCUUUCGCCCACGGCUGGUGAUGUGGGUGUGGGUGUCUCACAGCCUGAUUGCGAUAGUCCUCCCAGUGAGCCCCUUCUUCUGUCGCCUCGUUUUUCGCUUUCGCCCAUCGCUAGUGAUGUGGGUGUGGAUGUCUCACAGCCUGAUUGCGAUAGUUCUUCCAGUGAGCCCCUUCUGCUGACGCCUCGUUUCUCGCUUUCGCCCACGGCUGGUGAUGUGGGUGUGGGUGUCUCACAGCCUGAUUGCGAUAGUCCUCCCAGUCAGCCCCUUCUGCUGACUGUUCGUGCAGUUGUACAUCAUGCCCUUGAGUGGAGCCCCUCGGCCGAGCGUCAGACUGUACGCGAGCGUCAGACUGUACGCGAGCGCAGUGCAGACGGGAACAGCCGCGUACUCCGCAUUCGCCUCGCAUUCAAGCGUGUCCAAACCAACAACAAAAACAAUACCUACAGUAGCAACGAUCAUUCAUCCCCAUCCACUUAAUAAUUUUUUGUAAUAUUUGAGCUUCGCUUCUAUCGCGUGGCAUUCUUCCUCAGACGGAAGAACGUUUACAUCGGCUUUUCGCGUGCGUCCAGACAAGGGCCAUUUCCCUAACCCUAAAUUUCAUCCGACACACUCAGACCCGGCGAUUAAAUAUAUGUUCAACUAUGCUCUUAUUGAUGUUUCAA